CUCAGAGGGCGGCGGAGAGGUGAAGACGACGUCCGCGGAGUCUCGCGUUGGAGGAAGCUUUCGGCCCCACGUGGAUGAGACGCACUUCAUCUGGGAUCGCGAGUCUGUGCGGUUGUGAAGGAGACAUCGCUCGAUUUGCUAUUAUUGGCAUUCCUUUAAGCUUUUUAAAGAACGAACCCAGAGUGUGUCUCGCGACAGUUAUAUAGCGAAAUACUUCUCUCCAGUUACAAAAAACACAAUGGUUGACGCAACAGAAAAAGUUUCAAAUGGCACAUCUCCCAGAGGCCGAGGAGGCCGAGGAGGAUUCAGAGGGAGAGGAGGCAGGGGAGGAUUUGGGGGUGGAAGAAGCUUUGGCCAAAAGCCCAGACCACAAGAAUUUGACAAAACAGCACUUUUUGUAGAGUUUCAAAAUAAGCCCAGUAUAGAAGAUAUCAAACACUUCCUGCAAGCAGUGAAAGGUGCAAACACAGUUAAACUUGGAAAAUUUCUACAAAUGCACUUCAAGACAGAAAAAGAAGCCGAGGAAGCAACAGCAAAGAUUAAGGAUAUUGAUGGAAAAAUCACAGUUAAUAAGGCCUUUGCACAACAAGAUAAAUCACCCAAGAGAACCCUGCCUGAGGCUGAAACAAAGCCAAACAAGAAGGCAAAGAAGGAACCAGUAAAGGAAGAGGAAGAACAAGAAGAGGAAGAGGAUGACGAUGAUGAUGAGGAAGAGGAGGGCGAGGAGGAAGAGGAGGGUGAUGAUGACGAUGACGACGACGACGAUGAUGACGACGACGAUGAGGAAGAGGAUGACGAUGAUGAGUGAUAGGAUGUAACAGAAUUGUAUGAGAGUUGUUGGAUAUAAGAGGUUCAUUUAUUCUUAUCAGAAUAUAAAGGAAAUAAAAAAAAUACACAUUUGAUUAA
This is a messenger RNA of Penaeus monodon (black tiger shrimp), 906 nucleotides long. RefSeq names its product U3 small nucleolar RNA-associated protein 25-like. The coding region runs from base 239 to 808 and encodes 189 amino acids. The record is from RefSeq and is a predicted model, not a curated record. The transcript is spliced from 6 exons. Lineage: Eukaryota; Metazoa; Arthropoda; Malacostraca; Decapoda; Penaeidae.